Phytophthora infestans T30-4 is the source of this 2337-nucleotide messenger RNA. RefSeq lists its product as uncharacterized. NCBI's taxonomy places the organism in Eukaryota, Oomycota, Peronosporomycetes, Peronosporales, Peronosporaceae. The transcript is spliced from 3 exons. The coding region runs from base 1 to 2337 and encodes 778 amino acids. The record is from RefSeq and is a predicted model, not a curated record.
AUGAAGCGAAGCACUCCUCAAGAGCGACUGUGGGAGAACGGAUUGCGCCAGGGUGCUCGAGCAUGUAAUGGUUCUGCGGUGAUGUCGUCUUCGCUGGCGAGUCGUAGCUUGAAAGUGAGAAGGCCAACAAUUGAAACCAAAAGAAGUGAAAAUAGUGCCACUUCGACACCAUUGAUAGCAGCUACCGCGCUUCAAGCGUAUCUGGCCAACGACAUCGACGCAAAGAGCAGGAUACCUCGUCUUCGUCCUGCAUUUGGGCCGACUGGGGAGCAACCGUCGAGACCCGACACAAUACCGAACGAAAGAUGUAAUGAUCGACUGGGUGAACGUCAAGAGGGCGUAGAGGUGCUAAAACUUGAUGCACCACCUGAUAACAACAUCGAAAAUGCUGCUGCCGUACAUGGAAUCGCUGUUUCACGAGCCGAGAGCCCAUUGUCGAGCUUCCAGAAGCAUACUAAGGCAGCAAGUAAAAUCCGUUCCAAAGACUUUUCAGAACCAGAUGCUCUGGGUCGCGGUUUGCAAAGAUCAAUCCAUCCCAGCUUCUUGGAAGUUAGUCGCUCCAACCCACCGCAAGCACGUCCAGAUGCAGCUCAGUCUACGGUUGCAUUCCUAAACAACUCUCCACCAGCCCCACACGCGAAGCCAGUAAAGCCCAUGAUACCGCAGCUGUCAUCUUCUCCAUCGCCAACUCUGGAAGCCAAAGACACCAGCGGGAAGCCGUUACGAGAAGCAAAAGAGACUGCAGCAAGAAUCAACGACGUCAUCGUGGCUACCAACGCCAUUCUGUCAAUUCAGCGUAUGUGGCGGAGCCGUCGAAAGCCCAAAGAUGGUCGUGCAGUAGUGCUUAUUAUUGACAAAAGCUGUGAUGUCAAUGUCACCCCAUUGUUUCAUGCUGAGAACGCGAGAUGCGAGCGAGCGACUAACCAGAAGCUCCAAGAGUCUGUACGUAGAGGAAACUCAGUGGAUCAAGGCGAGCUCGUGUGGAAGCGCCCCCACCAGAUUAUCCAACGACUAGAAGCUCAGCGACUCUCCAUGGUUGAGAAAACCCGGAGAAAGCGAGAGCACCGACAAAAAUGUCCAGCUCUGCUAGUACCCAGUGCUGGUCCUGACAUUGGAGCCGAGAAACUUAAAGCGGAAACGUUGUCGGUGCGGGCGGCUAGUACAGUGACAUCCCAAGGCCACCCAAAGACUAUUCAAAAGAGUAUUCUUCAGCGACAGUGCAAACUGCCUCGUGUUUUUCGCCUCAAGCGAACUAAUACCACUAAAAAAUUGGUGCUUCGUGCAACAAGAGGGCCGUCAAAAGCGCAAAAGUUGUUGGGCCAAGAUCAGCAAGCGUCGAGAGCUUGCGACCAACAUGGUCAUGCUGUGCCCUCACGUUUAAUAAGCAAAGAGGAAGCAGGCGUGUAUGAUCGCUUCAUGGUUUUCCCAGGCGCUGCGCUGACGUCGAACAACAUGGAUACCAAGCAUUCAAGAAAUGAUCUGAUUAGCGUGGGUGAGCUCGCUCUAGCUAGGAGUCUGCUCUAUGACAAACAACAAUGCCAAGCUACGAUCAAUGAGGUCGAGCACCUCAACGACUUAAUACCAUUGACGUCGGCGGUGCCUUCGAUCCAUGUAAGCAGAUCUGGCAAGCUCAGCGAGAUUCUUCCUGAACAGCCAGAAGCGAUGAGAGGUUCAGCGCUGGUCGCUGAAAUAUACCCUACUGAAAGGAAUGGCGAUGGAUACGCUUAUGGCAGUAGUGCCACUGAACGUGAAUCCCUGGAGGACAAUGAGAGAUCCGGCCAAGAGCCUCGAGAGUCAAGUCGCUGCAAGAAUUCGUGGGAAAAACUGCACGUGCGAGUGGGAAGCUGUCGUACUCGCAGCGAUGACUGCGCUUCGUACACACCAUCGCCUUCCAGCGGGAGUUUUAAUUUUAUCAAACCGUGCGAAGCGGAAAAAGCGGCGGACGUCUUGCCUCAACACUGUUCUACGGAUCUCGUGUUUUCGCUGAACAGCAGCAAGAGUUCCGUCACCAAGACGGUACUUCAAACGCACAGGCAGUAUCGAGACCAACAUGAUGAUACAUGUAACCAACAGACCGAGGCAGCACCUUCUUCGCAAUACCCCAUUCCGGUGGCGCAGCUCUCCCAGCCUCGAUUAGACGAAGAAAAGCGGGAUGAGUUCCUGCGCGUGCUGAACGACUUCAAGCGCUGUCUGCGGCCGCCGCCGCCAUACUCGAGCAAUGUGUUGCACUCGUCUACCUCGGCGGAGUAUGGACUCCAUACUCAUGGGUCACCAAUCCUACAUGAGACCACGGAGUCGCUGACGUUGCCAACGGUCAACGCUGACUCAGACCUGUAG